This is a messenger RNA of Daldinia childiae, 900 nucleotides long. RefSeq lists its product as uncharacterized. The transcript has a single exon. The record is from RefSeq and is a predicted model, not a curated record. The coding region runs from base 1 to 900 and encodes 299 amino acids. Lineage: Eukaryota; Fungi; Ascomycota; Sordariomycetes; Xylariales; Hypoxylaceae.
AUGCAGAUAUCUAAGUCCGUAAACGAAGGCUCGUAUGAAGGCGUCGGCCUACUCAUAUUAGGAGCGGGCUGGACUUCAACAUUUCUUAUUCCGCUUCUAAAACGCGAGCAGAUCAAGUAUGCAGCUACAACAAGGGACGGCCGGGAUGACACAAUUCGAUUCAAGUUCGAUCCUAAAUCGAGUGACGCGGGGCCGUUCGAGAUGCUACCGAUCGCCAAGACGAUACUAAUCACUUUUCCGUUACAGGGUGAAGGCCAAGCAAAACAUCUGGUACGCAUGUACGAAUCCACACAUGAAAAACCCGGUCGCUCCAAGCCGCACUUUAUACAACUAGGUGCUACAAGUAUUUGGACGGCCCCAAAAUGGCAAGACGAAUCAUCACCCUAUGAACAUGCCGACUCCCGUGCCAUCGCCGAAGACGAGUUGAUGGCAUGUUCCGAGAGCGCCGUGCUGAACCUCGCCGGACUGUACGGAAAUACCCGCCAGCCACGAGAUUGGGUAGACCACGUGGUAAAAUCAAAGUCGGAUCUAAAGGGGAAAGGUGCACUGCAUGUCAUUCAUGGCGAGGACGUUGCCAGAGCCGUUGUCGCCCUACAUCGAAAUUUUACCCCCAAGAAACGGUGGCUCUUGUGUGAUAUGCAUGUCUACGACUGGUGGGAUCUAGUACAGGACUGGGCAAUCCAAACUUUGCGGAGCGCCGAGGGUGGCGUCGGUCAAGUUGACACAUCGACCGCUAAGAUCGAGAGGCAGACGGAGCUGCUGAAUUGGGUUGGCGAGCUCAUGCUAGAAGAGGGUGUCAGGGCACUCCCAAGAGAUACGUCUUCGCUAGGGAGAACACUGGAUGGUAGGGGAUUCUGGAAGACUAUGGGCAUCUGGCCGAUUCAAGGGCGCAUUAGAUAA